UCUUCUGGGUUUUGCUCCUAAGCAGAGAUCUUGCUUUGUUAAGUUCUUAGGUUUUGUAGUUCUUGCAUGUCAUGUCUUUUCUAUUGAUUCUGGUUAAUUUUGGAGGCAAAUUGGCAGGAAUGGUUGUUACUGGCGGGAAUCAUCUAGAAGAUGGGGAGAAGAAUCUGCCCAGUAUUUCAAGAGGAGGGACUUCGAGGCCUUGGGGAACCACCAUCUCCGGUCAAUCGGUCUCUACCAGUGGAAGUGCGGGGUCUCCAUCGAGCCGGAGUGAGCAGGCUAUGGCCACACCCGCCAGUGAGAAUGCUUUAAUCAGAUUGAAUCAUCUCAAUAUUGGUGGGGAUGACGCUGGAUCUCAAGGCGGCGUCGUUGGCAAGAAAAAGAAGAGAGGUCAAAGGGCGGUUGGCGCCGAUAAGAGUGGCCGGGGACUCCGCCAAUUCAGCAUGAAAGUCUGUGAGAAAGUCGAAAGCAAGGGUAGAACCACUUACAAUGAGGUGGCAGACGAACUUGUGGCUGAAUUUUCUGAUCCUAGCAGUAGUCUUGCAUCUCCAGACCAGCAACAAUAUGAUGAGAAAAAUAUACGCCGUAGGGUAUAUGAUGCCCUGAAUGUUCUCAUGGCUAUGGAUAUCAUAUCUAAGGACAAAAAGGAAAUACAGUGGAAAGGUCUGCCUCGCACCAGCAUGAAUGAUAUUGAAGAGUUAAAGACAGAACGGAUUGGACUGAGAAACAGAAUUGAAAAGAAAGCUUCCUAUGUGCGAGAACUAGAAGAACAAUUUAUAGGUCUUCAGAAUUUGAUACAGCGGAAUGAGGAAUUAUAUGGCUCAGGAAAUGCUCCUGUAGGCGGUGUGGCUUUACCUUUUAUUCUGGUUCAGACACGACCUCAUGCAACUGUCGAGGUGGAAAUAUCAGAGGACAUGCAACUGGUGCAUUUUGACUUCAAUAGCACUCCUUUUGAGCUACAUGAUGACAAUUAUGUUCUGAAGGCAAUGAGGUUUUGUGAAAGACCUCAGGGAGAUGAUGGUGCCGAUGAUUCUAAUGCAAAUGGAGCAGAGGGUUCCAGUAUGCUUGGUUUGUAUCAAUCACACAUACCCCAUCCUUCAAGGUCAAAUGCUGUGGGUAGGCCUCCUCCGUCACCUCCUCUUCCAGGAAUACUAAAAGCACGUGUCAAGCAUGAGCAUUAAUCUGUGUUCUUAGGUUUAUUACCAUGCUAUGGGCAUUGUUUCUUUUCUUUUUCUGUAUAGUAUGUAAAGUAAUUGGCCAGAAAUGGACUACCCAUGGUCCUUCCCGCCUCAGUAAAUUGCUUACUAGUUGAAAGGAUUGAAGAAACAAGCAAAACCAUACCCAUUCUUCAAAGCUUUCGAAAGUUUCCUGCCAGGCGGUGGUCGGGUUAAGGAACCCAUGAUUCACCAUGUAAUUUUUCCUCAUGAAAUUUCAUUUUUUUUCCCCCUGUUCUUUUAUUUCUUUUCCUGAUGUAAUAGUUAGGGGUGGAGAAGCUUCAUCCACCCACCGAUUCUUUACUUGCCACCUCUCACUGCGUUGUCUGCCUUCUAACAGGUUGGAUACAUUAGCAAUACUCUCUAGAUUGCAUAAUCAAUUUGAUUGAUAGUU
This is a messenger RNA of Telopea speciosissima, 1605 nucleotides long. RefSeq names its product transcription factor-like protein DPB. Gene Ontology annotation, cellular component: transcription regulator complex; nucleus. The record is from RefSeq and is a predicted model, not a curated record. Gene Ontology annotation, molecular function: DNA-binding transcription factor activity, RNA polymerase II-specific; RNA polymerase II transcription regulatory region sequence-specific DNA binding. NCBI's taxonomy places the organism in Eukaryota, Viridiplantae, Streptophyta, Magnoliopsida, Proteales, Proteaceae. Bases 72 to 1178 code for a protein of 368 amino acids. Gene Ontology annotation, biological process: regulation of cell cycle; regulation of transcription by RNA polymerase II. The transcript has 9 exons.